Messenger RNA from Menidia menidia (Atlantic silverside), 366 nucleotides. The record is from the annotation of a GenBank genome assembly. Lineage: Eukaryota; Metazoa; Chordata; Actinopteri; Atheriniformes; Atherinopsidae.
AUGAAGCUGUUCCAGAUCUUCUGCCUCCACCAGGCCGAAGCCUAUGAACGGGACCGGGUGCAGAAGAAGACCUUCACAAAAUGGGUCAACAAGCAUCUCAUCAAGGUGAGGAAGCACAUCACAGACCUGUACGAGGACCUGAGGGAUGGACACAACCUGAUCUCCCUGCUGGAGGUCCUCUCUGGAGUCACCCUGCCCAGAGAAAAGGGGAGGAUGAGGUUCCACCGGCUGCAGAACGUCCAAAUCGCACUGGACUUCCUCAAACAGAGACAGGUCAAACUGGUGAACAUCAGGAACGAUGACAUCACAGACGGGAACCCAAAGCUGACGCUGGGCCUCAUCUGGACCAUCAUCCUCCACUUCCAG